AUGGCAGCCCUGAAACCUGAAAAGAACCAGUGCAACAGAUAUACUCAGCAGGGGGGAAAAAUGGAUGAGACUAUCUUGGGCCCUGAAGAAUUAAAGGGGGUAAUACAGGAGCUUGGGUUCAUGCAAUAUGACACUGAUGAGGAUUUUCCAGAAAAGGAGAAGUCUACAGCAAAGGCCCUGGAAGAUGUAAAGGCAAACUUUUAUUGUGAAUUAUGUGACAAGCAGUAUCACAAGCACCAGGAAUUUGACAAUCAUAUUAAUUCUUACGAUCACGCUCAUAAGCAGAGACUGAAAGAAUUAAAGCAACGGGAAUUUGCUCGAAACGUAGCUUCCAAGUCAUGGAAAGAUGAGAAGAAACAAGAAAAAGCACUUAAACGGCUUCAUCAGCUGGCCGAGUUAAGGCAACAGUCUGAAUGUGUUUCUGGAAAUGGACCAGCAUACAAAGCUCCCAGGGUAGCCAUAGAAAAGCAACUCCAGCAAGGGAUUUUCCCAGUUAAGAAUGGCAGAAAGGUAUCAUGCAUGAAGAGCACUCUUCUCCUUAAAGGAAAGAAUCUUCCCAGAAGCAUUUCUGAUAAACAGCGGUCCACCAUGCAAAAUCGACACCAGUUACAAAUGGACAAACGUUAUUUAUUCGGAAAUCGGGUACCACAGACAUCUUUGGACCUCAACAAUGCAAAUCACAGGACAGGAGUAUCAUUUUCUUUUUCCAAAAAGGUACAUCUAAAAUUAGAGUCUUCAGCAUCAGUUUUCAGUGAGAACACAGAAGAAACUCACGAUUGUAACAAGUCACCCAGCUGUAAAGCAAAACCAACUGCAGAGAAAUGUAAGUGCCACAGGUUUGCAAGUGAGGAUGUACCUCUCACUAAGGAAAAAGAUAUAAACAUCACACCAAGCCAUCUGGAACAUGUUUUACACAAUACCUUCGCCAUCAGCUCUCAAAUCGUUCAAGACAAAAAUGACUCUAUUGAUGAAACACGGGAAGAUUCAAUUGGCUUUCGUGCUUCAUUCUCUCAAUCUAAUAUUCAUCUUGCAGAUGUGGCUUUUGCUCCUUGCAGCAGAGAAAAAGAAAGUCGAAGUACAUUGAAGAACACUUCAGAAAACUGCAUUAAUCACUCAUGCCAAGCAAAUGCUUCCUCCAGCUCACCAAACAUUUACAGGCACAGUGAUGCCAGGAUAUUUGGAUGUCUGGAUGAGUGUCCAUCACUGGAGCCAAGUAAGCAAAACAGUACAGUGCACCUGAAUCCCAACUCCAGAAUGGAGAAGAGAGAAGAAUCUUCAGAUGAAACAGAAAGAGUUAGCAAAAAUGCACCAAGGCUUGUAAGAGAAGCGUGUCCCCAUGAUGUGAAGUCUAAACCAUUGCCUUUUCUCCAUGUACAAAGUAAGGAUGGCCAUACCACUCUCCAGUGGCCCACGGAACUUUUGCUUUUUACAAAAACAGAGCCCUGUAUCUCUUAUGGAUGCAACCCAUUAUAUUUUGAUUUUAAGCUUUCUCGGAACACAAAGAGUGACCAUGAUUCAGAGGACUUAAAAAGAGAAUUGAUUAAGGAGCCCUCAGAAAUGAAGACUAAAAUAGAGAGCCAAGUCUCAGGUUUAAUCAAAGACCAACAGAAACUGAUCCAAGAAAAUGAUCAGUCUCUGAAACCAAAGAUGAUGAUAGCUAAUCCAGAUUGGGAAAAUUUCCAGAGAAAAUGUAAUUUGGGCUACAGUGACUCUGAGCCAAAUGUGAGUAAAAAUAAUUUUAGUGCAAAUGAUUUGGAAAUGAAAAAUCCUGAAGUGCCUGCUUUCCUUGAUAUCGCUCUAAAGAAUUGUGUAGAAAACAAUAAUAAUAGUGAUAAUGAACUUAAGGAACCUUCCAGGGCCCAUUGGCAAAGCUGCCAAAGAGUAGUUCUAAAUGAUGCAAAUGAGGGCCUAUCUUUUUCUCCUUACAUAUCUAGGACUAAAAAACCAAAACUGAUCCCUUGUGAUCCUCAUUCAGAUUUUGAAGAUGCAGAUCAAUUUGCCUGGAAUCCUAGUCCUUACCCAGUGAGCAGUCACAGUGAUCAUGGGAAGGACUUUAGUCUAAUUGUGAAUAGGAACAUCAGCAUGACCAGUAAGGUUUCUGGAUGUAGAAACCAAUCUUACAAGACAAAUUCUCCAAAGUUGUCUCUGAAUCGAACGUCUAGCCCUUCAGACACAAACCCUGGUAGCACAGCCAGCUUGAGAGCUACUUGUUCAAUUCGUAAGUCCGGCAGUAAUGGCAGACGUAAUGUGCUGUACUUUUGUGAAAGAGAACACAACCCAGCUGAAAGGCACAAAGGAAGACAUCAGAAACAGAACUGCUUCUGCGCAUCGGAGGAGUUAGCAAAGAGCCCCUUCCUGCCAUCUGAAAUACAGAGAGACCAGAACUACAGAUUGUGGGAAUCAUUUAAGAAUGAAAAAUACUCAAAACAUAGAUAUGGUCGCUGCAGAGAAAGAUAUAAACUGGGCAAAAAUCAACAGCAGUUUUCAGGGUCCAAAUCCAGGAGAAUCGCCCAGUGUGAUUCUAGCUCACAGGUUUCCUGUUCUGGGAACGGUGAAGAGCCAACAAAUUGCCAGGGACCUCAGCGCGGCAGAUUGGGCUCUUACUCAAGAGAGAGAAUUUAUUGUUUAAAUAAAAGCGAGAGAAGUCAAGAAUCUUUGGACAGCCCUCGUAUUUGUGACCUGGGAAAAGUAAAAUCCCUGCAGUAUAACUCUGGGAAUUUCAGCUGCCUUCUAAGAAACUGUUCUACCAGCCCUUCAGAAAGCACCGAGUUAGCCAUUACAGAAGGAGAGAGGACCCCUCUGACAGCCAAAAGCCUUUUAGAAAGAGUGCAAGCCAAGAGGUGUCAGGAACAACCAACUAAUUUUGAGCUGUCUUCAAAGAAUUGUGAAAAUGAAUCAGAGGCCCAUUCACAAAUUCAAUGCACAAUUCAAUUCACACCACUGGGGUGUAACAGACCCACAUUGCCUUUGUCUGAAAGAACACAGAAUGCAAGUAAGAAAAGAAUUGAUAAAGGCAGUGCAAUUCAAAGAACUAUUGAGAAAGACAAAGUCAAAAGUUCACAGACAAAUAAUUUUCAUGUUUUAGUAGAUCCUGAUUGUGAUAACCAUCUUUCUAAAGAUAUAAUUCAUGUAGUAGCAGAUUCACAGACACCAAACGUGAAAAAGAACCCAACAACAAAAGAACCAGUAAAACCUUUAAUUAGCGAAGUCCAACAUUUUAUUCAAAGCCGUGACCCACUACCAAAUGAUUUCCCUGGUGCUUUUCCAUCAAAUAGAUAUAGUGGUGUUACUGAUUCAACAGAGACCAAAGAGGACCAAAUAAAUCCUGACUUACAGGAUGUAAGCAUGCAUAUGAAUCAUGUAGAGGGGAAUAUAAACUCUUACUCUGACAGAACUAUGCAGAAGCAUGACAAAGUAGAAGAUGAAUUAGAAGUGUGCCAUAAAUCUAGCUCUCCCCCCUUAAUUCAACAGCCAAUAACAUUUUCUCCCGAUGAAAUGGAUAAAUAUAAGCUCCUACAGCUACAAGCCCAGCAGCACGUGCAGAAACAGCUCCUCUCAAAGCAUCUUCGAGUUGUGCCUGCCUCGGGGCCCACCGCCUUCUCUCCGGCCUCGGCGGUCCAGACUGUACCGAUUCACCAGCGCACCUCCAUCACCACCAUCCACCACACCUUCCUGCAGCAUUUUGCUGUUUCUGCUUCCAUAAAUUCCCAUGGUGGUCCCCUCCCUAUAGCUCAUCUACAUCCCCUUUCCCAGCCACAUUUUACACCGUUCACGUUUUCACCUCUGACUCCAACCAUCAUCCCCACACACCCCACUUUCUUAGCGGGUCAUCCACUGCAUUUGGUCACUACUGCCCCUUUCCACCCACCUCACAUCGCGCUUCAGCCCCUGCCCUCGGCCACAUUGAUCCCCGCAUUGUUUGGCCCUCACUUGAACCCAGCUACAGCAUCUAUCAUCCACUUGAAUCCUUUAAUCCAACCAGUGUUUCAAGGUCAAGAUCUUUGCCACCAUUCUUGCUCCAGUCAGAUGCAGCAGUUAAACGGAGUGAAAGAGGCCUUAAAUAUAUCAACGCACUUAAACUAA
Hyaena hyaena (striped hyena) is the source of this 4083-nucleotide messenger RNA. It is a transcript of the gene ZNF804B, whose product is annotated as zinc finger protein 804B. Gene Ontology annotation, cellular component: nucleus. The transcript has 5 exons. The record is from RefSeq and is a predicted model, not a curated record. Lineage: Eukaryota; Metazoa; Chordata; Mammalia; Carnivora; Hyaenidae. Bases 1 to 4083 code for a protein of 1360 amino acids.